Molecule: messenger RNA, 1354 nt
Organism: Suncus etruscus (white-toothed pygmy shrew)
Lineage: Eukaryota; Metazoa; Chordata; Mammalia; Eulipotyphla; Soricidae
Gene: TIMM22
Product: translocase of inner mitochondrial membrane 22
Exons: 6
Coding region: 1-978 (325 amino acids)
Biological process (GO): protein insertion into mitochondrial inner membrane
Cellular component (GO): TIM22 mitochondrial import inner membrane insertion complex
Molecular function (GO): transmembrane protein transporter activity
Source: RefSeq, a predicted model, not a curated record
AUGCUCUCUGUCCAUGGACAUUCCACCAUAACGCUUGGUCCUGAAGGCCAGCACAACCCGGACUGGAGAAUCAACCUGAGAAGCUUUCGAGACCCGAGAAAGCGAAUGUUCCGCGCAAGGCCUUCUGGAAUACGGCCUGCACUUAGAACUACAAGUCCCGACAGGCACCGCGCCGCAGCCGUCUCCGCCUACCAGGAGAGGAACUACAACUCCCGACAGGCACCGCGCCGCCGCCGCGGCGAAUAUCUUGCAGAGCGCCAGCAAUCUGACUCCGGCGAAUCUGCGACUGUGCGACUGUGCGAAUUCGCCGGGCGGGCGCCCACGUGGGGCGCGCGGCCUUUGCGGGGCCCGGAAGGAAGCGGAGCGCUGGCCGGCGGAGCCGCGGUCAUGGCUGCCGGGGGCCCGGGGCCCGCGCGCUCGGGCCCGGAGGCUGCGCCUUCGCCUUCGGCCGAAGCACCGCUGCAGUACAGCCUGCUUUUGCAGCACCUGGUGGGCGACCUGCGCCAGCCCCGGCUGCUGGAGCCCGGCCGCCUGGGCGGCAUCCCCAGCCCGGCCAAGAGCGAGGAGCAGAAGCUGGUGGAGAGGGCGAUGGAGAGCUGCGCCUUCAAGGCCGCGCUGGCCUGCGUGGGAGGAUUCGUCUUGGGAGGUGCUUUUGGGGUGUUCACUGCUGGCAUUGAUACCAAUGUGGGCUUUGACCCCAAGGAUCCUUAUCGGACGCCAACAGCAAAAGAAGUUCUGAAAGACAUGGGGCAGAGAGGCAUGUCCUAUGCCAAGAAUUUCGCCAUUGUUGGUGCCAUGUUCUCUUGCACCGAAUGUUUAGUGGAAUCUUAUCGGGGGAAAUCGGAUUGGAAGAACAGUGUCAUCGGUGGCUGCAUUACUGGUGGGACUAUUGGUUUUAGAGCUGGUCUCAAGGCAGGAGUCAUUGGUUGUGGUGGUUUUGCUGCUUUCUCUGCUGCCAUCGAUUAUUAUCUCCGAUGAGAGUCAUCAUCACCUGGAAGACCCCCAGACAGGGUCGGACAGAUUCUGCACCACUCCGGCCCCUCUCUGGGGUCUAAGGACAUUUGUUUUCCUUCUGAUGUUGGUGAAAUGAAGGAUCCCCAGAGUAGCCCCUUUCUCUACUGCCCUGGAUGCACCCCAGGGGUGGAUGCUGUGCCCUAUUCUCCCCUUGGGGCAGGUCUGGAGAUACCUUCUGAGUUACUUGUAUGGCUACAAAGUUGGCCAUUUGUUGAUUCAGUGUCCUGGGAACAGCUGAUGUGACAUGCACCCAAGAAUCAUACACCUGGCAGCUUUGUAGCAGCUUUCCUGUGUGUUAGGGCAGGUAAAGUAAACAGUACCAUCAGUCAGAAUGAAAAUA